Messenger RNA from Linum tenue, 513 nucleotides. The record is from the annotation of a GenBank genome assembly. Lineage: Eukaryota; Viridiplantae; Streptophyta; Magnoliopsida; Malpighiales; Linaceae.
AUGGCUGCGGGUCACGGGUUCGGGUCCUGGCCGUCCACGCCGGUAUCCAUCGGGUUGUUCGUGGCGGUGGUCGCUCUGGUGGCAUUGUGCGCCCACCAGCCGGCGAAAGAGAAGCCGAAUUCGAAUUCAACGACGGACAGAACAACUACGAAGAAGCUAAUGAACAGGACAAUCAGCCGGAACAAGAUCAAUCCGUCGGCGACCCAGAAGAAGAGAGGCGGGGACGAUCACGCCCACGAGAUUAGGGUCGACGUCAGCGCUCAGGUGCCCCUUCCUUCCUCGACUCCCCCGCCGCAGCCCGCGGCGGAGAAGAGGAGGGACGGCAGCAGCGGCGGCGGCGGAGGAGGGUGUGAGAAGAAGGGGAAGAUCGGGGCGAAGGUGGCGACGGGAGGGUUCGGGGAAGGCGGGUUGUGGCAGAAAUCGAUUUUGAGAGGGGAGAAGUGUCAGCUGCCGGAGUUCUCCGGCGUCAUAUUUUACGACAGCCGAGGGAAUCAGAUCCAGGUAGCGGAAUAA